Paraglomus occultum is the source of this 855-nucleotide messenger RNA. The record is from the annotation of a GenBank genome assembly. NCBI's taxonomy places the organism in Eukaryota, Fungi, Glomeromycota, Glomeromycetes, Paraglomerales, Paraglomeraceae.
AUGAUUGAAGGAUUUAGAAAGGAUAUUAAAGAUGCGGAGAAUACUAUCAGAACUUUAAAAGGUCAGAAAAAUGGUAAUGUUACCGGACGACCAGACUGGGUUCGUUGUCAGUGUGGACAAAUGUUUGAUAAAGCAGGUGAGCAUUAUGCAGUGAGAGAAGUAAGUGGAAUAGGACAUUUUUGUAGUCAUGAUUGUGGGGAAAAAUACAAAACUACUAAUGAAACGGUUUGGAAAGUUCCGCAAUAUGCAGAAAAAGUAUAUGGAACUUUCUCCAAUAGCAACUCCGACUUGAGAAAAGAAAACCAAGAAUUACGCGAAGAGUUGUCAGAAGUUAAAAAUCAAUUAGCCCAAGUAUUAGACGAAUUGAAAAAGUUAAAGCGUAAUAUAAAUGGUAAAGGUAGUGAAAAGUUGGAACAGCAAAUAGUUCAAAAUGAGAAGUUAAUUAAAGAUAGUGAAAAUAUUUCGGUGGCUGAGGUACAAGAGCAAGUUAAUAAAUCGCAAGCGUUAAUGAAUGAGUUUAAUACUGCUGUUUCCUCAGCCAAAGAUAAUAAAGAAUUAAUUAGAAAAAAAACCAAUAUUAAGCGCAGUGAAGUAUACGAGGAUUGCGACGAGUAUAUUUAUGUAGAUAAAUAUCUUAAACUUGACUGCGAAGAUUUCUAUUGUAGAGAAAUGUAUGAAAAUUUAUUGGGAGAAGGUGAUGGUGAAUGUGAAUUGCAUUUUGGUUAUGACCCAAAAUUUAGAGAAUAUUUUAUUGAUAUUAAAGCGGAAUAUGGAGAAAAAGAAUGUGGUGUAGAUUAUGGAGAUUUAGAAACAAGAUCCAAAAUUCCUAAAGAGUUUAAAGGUGAUGAAUGGUGA